UUUUUUUUCCUGCCUAAUUCUGCUAUCUGCUGAGUGCCGUCUGCUAACGCGGGGCUACGGCUUACGUCUCUGCCGCCGCCGCCACCGCCGCUUCUGCCUGUCGCUCCGCAGCUGCUGAAUCGCCCCUGAUUUUAUAUAUCAUUUCUUGCCUGCGCCUCCUACGCUUUAGUGCGGAGCUAUUACAGUGUCCUGCAGACAAAUAAGGAAGUCUUUGCGGAAAACACCGAUCCAGCAAGCAUAUUUCAGCCGACGUCCAUUUGAGGGAAGACGUUUGAUCUGUUGGGACUGAUAACAGUGAGACAGCAAGCAAAGACGUGCAGCGAAGAGGUCAGUGAAGAGGAUGGCAACAUAGAGAACGGAGAUGGAGGGAUGAGAAGUAGACUCAAGUGAAAGAAGGAAGCGGGACUCCAAAGUGCCUACAGUACGGUUUUGUGUCCUACAGCAGGAGAGAGGGCUCGGUGUGCGUUUGGCCUUGAAUGGAGGCUAUAUUUUGUCCUGACAGCCACAAAGUCAUCCAUCCCACGUUGCUGAGCUGCAGUCCCCACAUACCCAGAGCUGAGCUGCAGCUUUGUCUCAUCAUUACAAGGACAUUACGGGUGUAAGGUUCUGCUUUUUUCCCCUCUAUCUCUGUCAGAAUAACGACGACAGUAGAGCUGCAGUGACUUCCUCUCCCCCUGACCAUGUUGACGUGAAUGUAAAAGAGACGUACAGAGAGUUUCAGUUUGUAGACCUAGACGAGUGGACCACAGUGAUGUUUUCCGAGCAGUUUUUCUCUUUCUCUUGAGACAGAGCUGGUCUCUGCUCACAGUUAACCUCCGUUAUCUCGCCCCCGUGAAAAUUCAGCUGACAAUUUUCCCAGGAACAGCUAAUAAACAUCCCCCCCAAAAAUACACCGGUCAAAAGGGACUGCUACCUAUUUGCUCUGAAGGAAAAAUAUUUUUCUUUUUUUUUCCCCCCAAGGGGAUUUUUUUGUUGUUGCUUUUGAAUCAUUAUUAGUCAUCCCUGCUCACAUUAGACAGUUUUUUCCAUCCACUCGCUCCCACCACAGCUCAGUGUCUGUGAGCGUCUCAGAUGGCUGUCAGCAUGGCCAUGGGACGAGACACCAAAUGGUUGACCUUGGAAGUGUGUCGCGAGUACCAGAGAGGGACCUGCUCGCGGUCCGACUCCGAGUGCAAGUUCGCACAUCCCUCCCGGAGCUGCCAUGUGGAGAACGGCCGAGUCAUCGCCUGCUUUGAUUCGCUCAAGGGCCGCUGCACACGAGAGAAUUGUAAAUACCUGCACCCACCGCCGCACCUGAAAACCCAGCUGGAGAUUAACGGAAGAAACAACCUGAUCCAGCAGAAGGCCGCGGCGGCCAUGUUGGCUCAACAGAUGCAGUUCAUGCUGCCCGGAGCACAGCUGCAGCCGAUUACAACCUUUCCAGUGACGCCUUCCCUGGCAACCAGUCCCAGCAUGGCAUUCAGUCCAUAUCUGAGCCACAUGGGCCCGGCCAUGGGCCUGAUGCCCGAGCUGCUGCCCAGCACUCCCCUUCUCGUCCCCGGAAGUCCCACCAGCCUGACAGCGAUGGGCAACGGCACCUCGGCACAAAAGCACACUCGCACGGACAAGCUCGAGGUUUGCAGGGAAUUCCAGCGCGGUAACUGCACACGGGGUGAGAGCGACUGCCGCUACGCUCACCCCCUGGAGGCCGGCAUGGUGGACUGCAGCGAGAACUCCGUCAUUGUGUGCAUGGACUACAUAAAGGGCCGCUGCAGCCGGGACAAGUGCAAGUACUUCCACCCACCGGCUCACCUGCAGGCCAGGAUCAAGGCUUCACAGCACCAAGCCAGUCAAAACACAGCACCCGCAUCCUUGGCAUUAGCUCAAGGCGCCAUGCAGUCGCUGCCAAAGAGGCAGAUCUUAGAGAAGAGCAAUGGAGCAGCUGCUGCCGUCUUCAACCCUAGCAUGUUCCACUACCAGCAAGCCCUGGCUAACAUGCAGCUGCAGCAACCAGCCUUCAUCCCCGCUGUAGACUCCUCAGAGCUUCUGACCCCCGAACCGGUGGAGCUGCAGUGCGUUCCCAUGGAAAACCAUUUCUGCCCCGUCCCCAAACUGCUGGUGGCGGCUCCCGUGGGAAUAAACUCAGUAAGCCUUUCACGAAACCCCAGUUAGAGUCCCCGAAAACCUGCAGCUCUGCAGCAAACAUGUGCCUCGCCCACAGCGCACACUGAACGAGUGUCAGUGUGAAACUUCUUAUACGAUGUUUAUUAAAAUAAAAUAAAAAAAAUGUAAAAAAGCUGCAAUGGUUCACGCAAUACAAGCCUGAACUUAAUAACGCUGCUUUACUGCAGCCGUAACGAUGCAUACUGACGCGAUGAGCAAUAGAGCUCCCUCGUUCUGACAGCCAUACACGACCACACUUUAACCGUGUGCACUAAAACACACUAAAUGAAGACUAAAUGCCCUUUAUGGGUUGCAGCCAUUAUCCGAGGCAGCCCAACACACCUGACUGAUCCAAAGCAAGGAAAGUUCAUUCUGGAACGUUCAGAACAUUGGAGCUGCAAAACGGUCCUGCUGCUGGUCUACAACCAUGACAUGUUUUUAAAAAAAAAAAAGAUUUAAGAAAAAGAAAUGAAAGAAUGUUUCAUAACAUGUGACAUUUAUGUUUCAAGAUGACUAAAAAUCCAAUAUGUGUCGUACCAUG
This is a messenger RNA of Fundulus heteroclitus (mummichog), 2683 nucleotides long. It is a transcript of the gene mbnl3, whose product is annotated as muscleblind-like splicing regulator 3. The record is from RefSeq and is a predicted model, not a curated record. Bases 1072 to 2151 code for a protein of 359 amino acids. The transcript is spliced from 7 exons. Gene Ontology annotation, molecular function: metal ion binding. NCBI's taxonomy places the organism in Eukaryota, Metazoa, Chordata, Actinopteri, Cyprinodontiformes, Fundulidae.